AUGUCUUCAGAUGAGAUCGUUCGCCGUUAUGAUUAUAAGGGGGAUGCAAAGCGUGUUUACGACGUGAUUAAAGCCGGCGGAGUCGCCAUCUGUCCCGCGACAAUUGGCUAUGGGAUCAUUACCUCAGAACCGCGUAAGCUUGAGAAGAUCUUCCUCACCAAACAGCGCGCAGCCACCAAGCGACAUGCUAUGGUCGGAUCGUACCCUAUCCACCGAGCCCUUCAUGUUAUGGACAAGCUUGGCCGGGAGAUUGUGGACCACCUAGUACUCGACCUUGACCUUCCCCUAGCCGUCAUCGCCCCGUUCAACAAGGAGCACCCAAUGUUCGAGAAGCUCGACGAUGUAACCAUGGAAGCUGCCUCUGUCAAUGGCACUAUCGCCAUUUUGAUUAAUGCUGGGCCUUUCCAGGACGAGCUCACAAAAUUGAGUCUAGCCGACAACCAGCCAAUCCUUGGCAGCUCGGCCAACAUUUCGCAAACAGGCACAAAAUACCGUAGAGAAGACAUUCAGCCAGAACUGAAUGAAAUUGCGGACAUUGCACUCGACUAUGGCCUUCUCAAGUACAACAUGUAUCGACGAAGCUCAACGAUUAUCGGUGGGGGUAUUGGUGGGUUAUGUCUUGCACACGGCCUGCGUAAAGCUGGAAUAGAAGUACGGGUUUUCGAGCAACAGAUUGAAAGGGCCGAGAACUUGGCUGGAUAUGGUCUUCAUAUUGACCGAAAUGGCCGACGAGCUUUACGCUAUUGUUUGCCGCUUUCCAACUGGACACGACUCCAAUCACUCUUAACGUCUGCUGGAACGCAGCUGUUCUUCCGUGACACUCAACUUCGAGUCUUGGCCGAGAAAAAUGACGUCGAGUUGAGUGGGAAAUCCGCACAUGAAGUCGAGCGAAGUGGUGUGGGAAGGUUGGAUCUUCGCGACGUGUUGAUAGAUGGGCUUGACCACGGAACAACCGCCGUCAUCGAAUGGGGACGAGCUUUUACUCGAUAUGAACAGCUUGAAAAUGGAAAAGUGCGCGCUCAUUUUGCAGAUGGUACCUACGAAGAUGGCGAUCUCCUAGUUGGCGCUGAUGGUCCCAACUCGGCGGUCCGCCAUCAAUUCCUGCCACACAUAGAACGCCUGGACCUUGGAGUAUCUGCAAUCGCAGGCCGAUACAUUCUCGAUGAGAAGAGGGUCGCAAAUCUCCCUCUAGAACUGACCAACGGAGCGCUGAAUAACAUCGUGCCAUCUGGAAGAGGAUGGAUGUUUAUCUCGGCGUGGCGCUCAAGACCUGCUAACGGCGAUGAAUCUUCCGCACCUGAGCACUACAUUGUCUGGGCCUACGUUGCACCAUCAAGCGACAUACCACAAGGUGAAGGUCCGGUAUACGGGGCGGAGCUACAUGAUUAUGUUCUCAAUGCUAUCAAAGGAUGGGCACCAGAGUUGCAAGAGUUGGUGACGAGCAGUGAUACCUCUACCACCAAGUGUUUGUCAUUGCGUUCGAUGCCCAUUCUGACAUCAUGGGAGUCAAGCAACGUGACGCUUCUUGGCGAUGCAAUUCAUAACAUGACGCCAAUGGGUGGCAUGGGAGCCAACAGUGCGCUCCGCGACGCAGAAACUCUUACGCGCUGUCUUAUCGAUGCUGCUGCCGGAAGGCUUUCCAUCACUGAAAGUAUCAAGACCUACGAAGAGGAAAUGAGAGUUUAUGCAAACGACGCAAUCAAGCUGUCAACAUCCAACGCGAUCAACGCUUGUAAAGGAGGUACUACACAACGCUUGGUGUUCCGGGGCUUCUUGCGUGCUGCUCAAACUUUUCCUGUUAUUAUGCGAGCGACUAUAGGACGCUCGUCGGUAAAGCAAGCAUGA
This is a messenger RNA of Trichoderma gamsii, 1845 nucleotides long. Its product is annotated as O-methyltransferase. Lineage: Eukaryota; Fungi; Ascomycota; Sordariomycetes; Hypocreales; Hypocreaceae. Gene Ontology annotation, molecular function: FAD binding; double-stranded RNA binding. The record is from RefSeq and is a predicted model, not a curated record. The transcript has 4 exons. The coding region runs from base 1 to 1845 and encodes 614 amino acids.